CGCCUCGCCAGCCACUGCAUCGCCGCGCUCAGCGGGUCCGGAGCAGCGCCUGGAGACGUGCCGCGCGCAGCCGGCUCUCCCCAGGCACCUCGUGGUCACUAGCGGAGCUUCUGAAGCAACAUGCCGGAACAGAGCAAUGACUACCGGGUGGCCGUGUUCGGGGCAGGUGGCGUUGGCAAGAGCUCCCUGGUUUUGAGGUUUGUGAAAGGGACCUUCAGGGAGAGCUACAUCCCGACUGUGGAAGACACCUAUCGGCAGGUGAUCAGCUGUGACAAGAGCAUAUGCACGCUGCAGAUCACCGACACGACCGGCAGCCACCAGUUCCCCGCCAUGCAGCGGCUCUCCAUCUCCAAGGGCCACGCCUUCAUCCUGGUCUACUCCAUCACCAGCCGGCAGUCCCUGGAGGAACUCAAGCCCAUCUACGAGCAGAUCUGUGAGAUCAAGGGGGAUGUGGACAGCAUCCCCAUCAUGCUGGUGGGGAACAAGUGUGAUGAGAGCCCCAACCGGGAGGUGCAGAGCAGCGAGGCCGAGGCCCUGGCGCGCACGUGGAAGUGCGCCUUUAUGGAGACGUCGGCCAAGCUCAACCACAACGUCAAGGAGCUCUUCCAGGAGCUGCUCAACCUGGAGAAGCGCAGGACCGUGAGCCUCCAGAUCGACGGCAAGAAGAGCAAGCAGCAGAAGCGGAAGGAGAAGCUCAAGGGCAAGUGUGUGGUCAUGUGAGGGGCCUUGGCACGGAAGGAGCUGCUGCCCUUAGGGCCCUUCCCCCCGUCCCCUGCCCCCACCCCCCGUGAACCCCAUCGUCGUCAGGGCAGCAUGUCUGAUGCCCACGUGUUAAACACUGCAUUUGGCUGCGACACCCUGCAAUGUCCUCAAGAGGCAUUCCGUGCACCCCAUCAGCCCACCCCUCAGGGGGUGCAGAGUCCGCGAUGCUCUCGGCGUGCUAGGAAGCCGAGGCGGGUCCUGAGCCGGCUCCAGCCGUGGGAAGGCGAGGGGACGCAGAGCCGCGGACACAGGGGACGUUGAGAAUAGUGGGUAAAGCAAGUGCGUGUGACAGCAGCUCAGCCCAGAGCCACUGGUACCACCCCACAUCAGGCAACCUAGUUCCGAAGCCGCUGACAUUUCGGGGGAGGAGCAGGCAGUUAAAGGAGGCGAGAAACCUGCCGGUCCAGCGUGGACCUGCGUGCCUCAGUGGUUCCCGUUGACGCAUUUUUAAUGGCAUUAAAGAUAAAACACCAUAGCCCCCUCCAAGUGAUCCUCAUGCCAUUCCUACUGACACACUGGGGGAUGUGACACUUCCUCAAAGCCUUCUUAGCAAGUUCCAUGUCGGCCUGUCAGUGGUACAUACACUUCCUGCACAAUGCCAAGGCCACUUGUGGCUUGAGGCUGUGUCAGCACUUCUUUCGUUUUUUUUUUUUUUUUUUUUUUUUUUUUUUUUUUUUUUUUUUUUUUUUUUUGUUUUUUUUUUUUUGAGUCAGGACAUUGUGACAUCAUGCAAACACCGCAAUAACACCCGUGUGUGUGUGUGUGUGUGUGUGUGUGUGUGUGUGUUAUACUUUGAGGGUUCUAGAAACUCGAACUUUCUUUCUUUUGACCUUGGAGGGUUGCCACUUCCUCCAGCCCUCAGAUUUUUAAAUAAAAGCCAAUAAAGUAGGCAUUUUUUAGACUUCCCUCUUCCUCUCCCCCAAGAUGGUUUUCUUGUCUUAAAUAACUCCACGUGUACCCAGCUGGGAAACAGCCAACCACGAGCGUCGGAUAACCAGAAGCACAUCCAUUUUUCUAAGUGACACAGGCGUGUAGGUGCUACACAUUGCACCUUCAUGAAAUACUUUGAAACAGACGCUGUUCGCUGUGUUUUUAAGGAUCUCUCUAUAUUGGAAGUAGACUGCUAGGAAAUGCAUUUAAUCACUAGUAAAUUUUCUCCUGGCUCCUUGCUAAACGUCCUGAAGAGUUCCUCAGUGCAGCAAACGUCUCCCAAGGACCGUGCAUGCACCCUGGAAUCUUCUGAACAAACCAUAGCCACUGCUUGAGGGGUCAGCCACUGAGGUGGCUGCAGAUAGCCUGGUCUCUCCUUUCUGGGCACAGUGCCCCCAGCUUAGUCUAAUUUGCUUGCUCUCCUGGAGUCUGGCUGAGUUUUGAUUCUUGAGAGUUCUUACUUCCACAGCCAAUGGGAAGGCACUCCUGUUUCACCGAGUAGGACAAACCCACGCUGGCCUCAGUGCUGGCUGGAGCAUUCUCUCAGCCCUCUUGCCACUGACCGGUCAGCAGGUAGAGGAAGCUGCAGCACUGUGGGUCUAUAAGUUGUCUAAUGACCACUGGGCAGAGGUCCCCGUGCUGGGGUGGUGGGGUAGCCCUCUUACUCCACCAAUGCCUCCGAAGCACACUGUGUUCAGACACCCUCAUUUCCUUCAGUUGCCUUGUCUGGUCUGGCCUCCUCUGCUCUGUCAAUUAUAACGUACCCUGGUGAUAUGUGGAGGGCCAGGGAGGUCCCUCAGAAAUUUGUAUGGCUCAGUGAUCUUGCCAUCCCCAGGGACUUCUAGAACAAAAGCCUUGGGGCUACCUGGGUAAGCAGGCCCAAAGAGAAAUGAGGAAGCCCAGGAGCCAGCUGAGAGCUUAAAUUACUUGUGCCCAUUCCAGACCCUCUCUGAGCCUCUUCUAUUGGCUCCUUCUGUUCCCAAAGGCCAUUCUCUAGCACAAUAAGAUUGAGUUGUGGAAUUUCCUGGAAUGUCUUUAAUUUGCUGUUCCAUUUAUUUCUAUUUCUGUUCUCAGAGAAAGUUAUCACCUUGUCAUUUAGGUGCAGAAAUAGUGAAGGAAAGACACGACUCUCUGGCUGAUAUGAUAUAUAUCAUAUUUAUCGGAUAUAUAUCCAUAUAUAUGAUAUAAAUUUGUGGUGAUCCCUUCUCAGGAAGUAAAAUCCUGUUUAUCACAGUGAGUGUAACCAGGCUUUAGACAUGAGCGUUUCUACAAGCUUCCCUGCUCCCCGUGACCACACGUCAGGGCUCCUUCAGCCUUUUGUUAUUUUGGUCUUCAUUGACAUGAGCAUCUUGCAGGUACCAUUCACAGUCUUUGUUCCUUUCUGUUCUGCCUGUGCGUUGAGGGGGUGGGAGGUCAGGAAGCCUUCCUCCCUGGCUUCCUUCGGACACUCCUUCUGUAGAUGAGGCUCCACACUUGCAAACUUCCCUCUGACUCAGGGGCUGAGUACACAGUACUACUGGGCCAAUGGCUUUCAGCUUGGCUUUGGUCCCACCCCAUGUCACGAAGCUGAGGUUCUUGGUGACAUCCUACACUGCACAUGGGACUGGACACUUGUGACCCAGCCCCAGCUCGUUAUAAAACUUGAAAUAUUGCUUUGAAGAUGGCACUCUGGGGUUAAGCACGGGACUCCAUGAGUUCCCUAAUCCCCACUGGUCCCCUCUCCAUUCAGUGACAAGCCAUGGGCACGCAUCCAAUGCAUCAAGUCCAACACAAGAGCAAUAUCCAAUUGUCCAAUAGAUCCAAAAUUAUAUAUAUAUAUAUUAUGUAAUUUACCUUCCUGCACUUUUGAAGUAUAAAGUAGUAAAUUGUACAUAUCUAUCUCUAUAUAUCCAUACACUAGUAUAUCUGUUUCACUGUUUGUAAUACUUGAGAAUUGCUCAUUCUUUGUAGAACAAAACAAAUGUAUUAAAUAUUUUAAAAUUGCUCUGUGUUAUUCCUCCCUGCCCUGAGUUUGUAAAGUGUCGCUUCUACACAAGCUGUCUGGAAACAUCCAAAGCCAAAGGGGCAUGUGGAACUCCUACAAGCCCCAUCCUGGGAUUCAGUUACCCACAACGACUUUGUGUCAAUCAGAUAUCUGCAGAGAGUGAUCACUGGCAUGUGAGAUGCACUGGCACAUGCUUCCGGUUCCGGCACUAGCUGUUCCGGUUCCAUUCUCGGUUAUGUCUGAUGUACUUUAUGGUUAUAAAGAUAACCUCUCACAGGUUCUAGUUGCAGGAUGGCCCCGGCCCAUUGAACCAGUUACAAUAAAGUUCAGUUACCACACUUGGC
Psammomys obesus (fat sand rat) is the source of this 4020-nucleotide messenger RNA. It is a transcript of the gene Diras2, whose product is annotated as DIRAS family GTPase 2. Gene Ontology annotation, biological process: signal transduction. The coding region runs from base 121 to 720 and encodes 199 amino acids. The record is from RefSeq and is a predicted model, not a curated record. Lineage: Eukaryota; Metazoa; Chordata; Mammalia; Rodentia; Muridae. The transcript has 2 exons. Gene Ontology annotation, molecular function: GTP binding; GTPase activity; GDP binding. Gene Ontology annotation, cellular component: plasma membrane.